UAUGGACACUGUAAAGAGGGAGUAGUAUUUGAUAAUCACAAACCCAAUAGCUGCUGCGUUUCCGUUCCCCAAAUAUCUGACGCUAAUGGAAAAGGGCUCCGCCAGAAAACCACCCCUUCCUCCCCGUCGUCAAAGAAUGGAAGAGAAGGCCUCCGCCGCCGCCAGAAAACCGCCCCUCCCUCCCCGUCGUCAAAGAGUGGAUGCGAAGGGUUCCGCCGCCGCCAGAAACCCGCCCCUCCCUCUCCCUCGUAAAAGAAAAUCUGGUGAAACACCAAAUCGUUCUUGGGUUGCCGAUCAGCUGCGCCCUGGGGAUAGAUAUGUCAAAAUCACAUCUAAGAUGUGUGUAUCAAGGGUGAGGGAUAUGUACAAUGUGCGAGCAGACUGGCCCGAUGAUUUUAAUGUUGAUUUAGCUCUAUACUUGAUAACCAAGGUUCAAUCUAUUGAGCAUGAUCAUCAUGAUCAGGCUGCCUUAUCCCUCCUAAAGGAUGGUCCUUUACGUAUAUGGUUUCCCGUCUUCCGGGACUUCGCACUAACGCUCCUUUCUCUCUGCAAGGUCGACGGAAAUUUGUGGGCAGAUCGUUUGACUCAGCAUCUCAUUCAAUAUAUUGGAAUGAAGCUUCAGUCAUCCACCAAGCAUCCUGACGCUGAUGCUAAUGCUGAUGCUGAUGCUGAUGCUGAUGCUGAUGCUGACGAUGCUAGCCCCUCAAAGAAACUCAAGGGAUCAUAGAUUUUGAUCAAAUAUGUAGUAAUUUUCUUGUGGCUAUCUAUCUUGACAUUGUUAUCUUCUAUUAGGUUCCUACUCAUCUUCUGUAUUUUGAUUCUCUAUUACUUUGUAUGGUGGGUGCAUUUUCUAUCUAUAUAUGAUCGUCCUUUAAUUCUUGAAGAGCAACUCUAGUUUUAGGAAUUUACCUUUUUAGUUGCUCUGUACUGUAUCUGAUUUAUAAAGAGAGAAAGUUGAUUUCUUUAA
Salvia splendens (bonfire salvia) is the source of this 967-nucleotide messenger RNA. RefSeq lists its product as uncharacterized. NCBI's taxonomy places the organism in Eukaryota, Viridiplantae, Streptophyta, Magnoliopsida, Lamiales, Lamiaceae. The transcript is spliced from 5 exons. The record is from RefSeq and is a predicted model, not a curated record. Bases 86 to 727 code for a protein of 213 amino acids.